ACCUUUGAAUUGUUUAUGUUAAUUUUGUCCUGCAUUUCCUUCAUAUGCUUUACUGCCCGACAGAAAGUCCUGAAUAAGAGAAUGAUGCAGAGAGUCCAAAGACAACUGGCAAAUAGUGUUUAAAAAGAUUCCUGUAUAAAAAUGUCGAAACAGAAAUCAGCAAUUUACAUCCAGGCCUUUGAGGUGGGCCCUGAUUGUUAUUCCAUUUCUAUUGAAUCAUUAUUGAUAAUUUAUGUAUAUGGAGCAUGUGAAUCGGAAUAUAUAAACUUGAGAUUGCAAUUAGUGAAAUCACCUUUGGAUGUUUCCGUGAAACUUGAUGGUUCUCCUCUCAAAUAUUCUAUAAUUGAUAAUGAUUUACCAAAGUUGUCGACAUAUUGUUCAUGGCCCAUUAUCAUUGUUGAAAAUAAUGUGAUAGCAGGUGUCAGUGCUGUUGCCAGGCAAAUUAUUAAACAGAGUAAAAACGAGAAUGUUCAACAUCUAUUGGGAUUUAGGGGUAGUUGUCUGAUGGCAUGCAGUGAAGUUUCAGUAUGGACCAUGUUUUGUGAGAUAGAUAUGCCCCAAGGUUUGAAACAGAUUCUCAAAAGUUUGACUUCAGACAAUUCAGAAAGGAUAAUAAUUCCCAAAUGUAUAUCAAGAUUUGAAUUUCAUCUAAAACAACCUGUCAGAGUUCAUAAUAUGUAUAAAGUGGCACGUUUAUCGAAUAAAAAAAUUUCCACAGACAUACCAAAAAAUGAAUUAAAUCUUGAACAUAAAUAUGCAGAAGGACCAACUAUGACUAUAUCAGACAUGAUUUUAUACCCUUGUGUUGACAUUUUUUUCAAGUUGUUUGAUACACAUGAUUUACAAGAAAAAUUCCCUCUUACAUAUGAUUGGUAUAAAAAUAUGCAAAAAGAAUCUGGUCAACAGGUGGAUGUUGUUUUAUCAUUGGGUUCAAAUCAAUUAGAUAUUUCAAUUGACGAUAACUUCAUCAAACAAAGUCUUUAUAAGUCAGAUAUGUCCCAUUACAAAAUAGAAAAGAAAGCAUACACCAAACAAGCAAACAUAGAGAGAGGUCUUGAAAUAAUUAGUUUAUCUAAUAUUGAAGUAUUGAAUUCAAAUUCAUUGUAUGGAGCUGAUAUUGAGUUUAACUGGGAAAACAUACCCCCUGAACUGAAUCCUUGUGGUGGUUCAUUGCCUGAAAAGAGAGCUGAUAGAAAAUGUGAACAGUUAGAAAGUAUGGUUAAACCAGCUAUGAAAAUUGUGGGAGAUUCUAUUUUCACUAUAGUAGAUUUUUGUAGUGGAAGUGGACAUUUAGGUUUGUUACUAGCAUAUUUAUUACCAAAAUGUCACGUUAUUCUUGUUGAAAAUAAGGAAAAAUCAUUACAAAGAGCCACAGAACGCAUAGAAAUUCUGAACUUGUUGAAUGUAACAGUAGUACAGAGCAACUUAGAUUAUUUUUGUGCAGAUUUCCAACUAGGAGUUUCCCUUCAUGCUUGUGGAACAGCAACUGAUUUGGUUAUGCAGAUGUGUGUGAAAAACCAAGCUAAUUUUGUGUGCUGUCCUUGUUGCUAUGGAGGAAUCAAGAAAUGCCAUCUGUUGGAUUUUCCAAGAAGCCAGAGUUUCUCAACUCUCAAACAACUCACAUACAAAGAUUAUCUUAGUUUAGCGCAUGGUGCUGAUCAAACUCAUGACAAUGAAAAUGCAAAAACAAAACAGGGUUAUCUUUGCAUGGAUAUCAUUGAUACUGACAGGAAAUUAUAUGCUGAAUCGUUUCAUUAUACAGUUUUGCUUGGGAAAUUACAGCCUUUUACUUGUACUAAUAAAAAUAAUGUUAUUGUUGGUAUUAAAAAUAUUUGAAAAAU
Harmonia axyridis is the source of this 1841-nucleotide messenger RNA. RefSeq names its product glutathione S-transferase C-terminal domain-containing protein homolog (gene Gstcd). Bases 142 to 1836 code for a protein of 564 amino acids. NCBI's taxonomy places the organism in Eukaryota, Metazoa, Arthropoda, Insecta, Coleoptera, Coccinellidae. The record is from RefSeq and is a predicted model, not a curated record. The transcript is spliced from 2 exons.